ACAUUAUCUGUGGUAAAUGCAACACAAAUACAAGUGCGAGUGUUACUCGAUUGGCGUAAGAAUUUUAUUGUAACAAAUAGUUUUAUUGUGCGAAGUUUAUUAAUUUUAGUCAAGGACAUGGAAGACGAAUUAGAGGACAGAGUUUUACACCAAACAUAUUUGUCUUUCAUGAAAAUUUUUUCAAGAUUUAGCAGCAGUGUUGCGUUUGAUACUCCGGUGAGCUAUUUAUGGAAGAUGGUGCGUCUGUAUUUACUUCGAUCAGAGUUUGUCGUGUUCACGUUAGGCAUAAUUAUAUUCUUCAUGUAUCUACAAACAAUUGAAUUAUGGAGUCGAACAUUACUCAGCAGAUUGUCUCAAGCUAUGAGUCCACUGAGUGCUGUUCAACGUAUGAAACUUAUGGAGGGUUCAGAUUCAGAUAAACAGAGCUGGGAAUUAAAAGGUUCAGUGAGUGCAGCUUACGCAAUCAAAGGCCGGCGAAUGCAUAUGGAAGAUAAGUUUAUUAUUAAUGAAAACAUAAAUAAUACUGGUAUUUCCUUGUUUGCAAUUUUCGAUGGACACGGUGGUGAAUUUGCCGCCAAUUAUGCAAAAGAACACCUGAUUCAGAAUCUGUACAACAAAGUAGUUGAACUAAAUGCAUUUAAGGAUGGUAAAGUGAUCACGCCAUCUCCAUUGAAUAGUCCUGAAGAACCAAAGAUAGAACAAGACAGUAAUGUUGAAAGGAAGACAAGUUUCAAGAAGUCCAUUAGUGCUGCUGAUGAUACAUCUAGAAAGGAAAUAACAGACCCAGAGUUAUUGGCUCAGCUAUCAAAAGCCAGACCCAUUACAAGAGAAGUAAGAGCGAGCCCAAAGCCAAUUAAACAUUUUGUUGUACCAUUAGCGAGUUAUUUGGAAAAAGGAAAGAUAAACUUUGGCAAGUUAUUGACAGACGAAGUUUUAGCAGCUGACAGACUUCUUGUAGAAGCAGCUAAGAGGUCUUUUAAUGUGGCGGGCACUACAGCCUUGAUAGCAGUAUUAGAAGAUAACCAGCUGAUUGUGGCCAAUGUUGGUGACUCCAGAGGUGUUAUGUGUGAUUCCAAAGGAAAUGCUAUUCCUGUAUCAUUUGACCAUAAACCACAACAGGUAAGGGAACAAAAGAGGAUUGAAGCUGCAGGAGGUUAUAUUGCAUUUAAUGGUGUGUGGAGAGUGGCUGGUAUCCUUGCAACAUCCCGUGCAAUGGGUGACUACCCUCUAAAAGAUAAAAAAUUCGUCAUAGCGGAUCCAGACAUACUUACAUUUAAUCUAGACGACCACAAACCAAUGUUUCUAGUUCUUGCCUCCGACGGACUCUGGGACACUUUUACUAAUGAAGAGGCAAUCAAAUUUAUUAAGGAAAGAAUUGAUGAGCCAGACUUUGGCGCCAAAAGUUUGACCCUACAAGCAUAUUACAGAGGGUCUGUAGACAACAUUACUGUUCUUAUCAUAAAUUUUUUACAAAAUAAGAUUUCCACAUCAAAUAUUUCAUAGUGAAAUUGAUUGAAAUAUGAAGGCAUAUAUAUAAAACCUAUAGAUACUUAAUCUUGACUACAAAAGUGAGGCGAAAAAAGGUGUGUAGAGACCUGUAUUGGGGUAUUUUCAGU
Messenger RNA from Papilio xuthus (Asian swallowtail), 1616 nucleotides. RefSeq names its product protein phosphatase 1L. The record is from RefSeq and is a predicted model, not a curated record. NCBI's taxonomy places the organism in Eukaryota, Metazoa, Arthropoda, Insecta, Lepidoptera, Papilionidae. Gene Ontology annotation, molecular function: protein serine/threonine phosphatase activity; cation binding. Gene Ontology annotation, biological process: protein dephosphorylation. The transcript is spliced from 2 exons. Bases 118 to 1503 code for a protein of 461 amino acids.